AUGUCACCAGCGAUAGAAAACACAGAGUUCGAUGACCAGUUACUACGAGACGAUGCUUUCGAUGAUUUGCAAGCGCCCGGCCAAAUGUCUCCAAGGUCUAGUCAGAGCGUACGGGCUGUAUCGAUCUUUGAUGGCUACGAGGAGGACUCAAAUGAGACAGAUCCAAGUCAAGACAUGGAUCAGCCUUUGUAUGAGGAACCUCCCCCAGGACUACCGCAAUCUGAGGCCUAUGAUCAUGACAAGUCGCGUUAUCACGAACCAGAGACCUUUGAUUUGAGGCCACCUCCUCCAACGGUAACAGAGUCAGAUGCAGAAAUGCUUGCCGAACGUUUGUUCUCUGUUGACCACCUCAAAUCUAUCCUUGAAGACCACGCUUUAUUCCACAAGUUCACCAUUUUUCUCAAUCGCUAUCAACCACAACUGGUGCCGCUCCUGAUACGAUACCUCGACUCCCAAAAGGCAAUCGCCGCUGCACGUUACGCUAACGCAAUAAUUGCGCAACGUAUCAGUAUGGAUCUGUCUCCUCGCGGUGGGAACAAGGGCGCAGUCAGCAUUAACCCCAGCCUCGAAGACACUGCUGAUCAGCUCUUGCAAACACUGGUGGAGGAAGCUCUUCCGGUCUACAUAACCCAUCAAUUAACACAGGUGGUGACAGAAUGUCUUGUCAAGGAAAUCACAGGUUCGAACACGCCGAUUAUGCAGGAUCUUGUACAGGGAGUUGCAGAAGUAUAUUGCAUGACAGAUCCAACUCAGCCUGAUAACCCCAUUGUAUACUGUUCAGAAGAGUUCACGCGCACCACCCAGUACGGACGCAAAUACACUAUCGGCAAGAAUUGUCGCUUUCUACAAGGCCCGAAAAGCUCCCAAGCGACCCUAAGAAGGAUCAAGGAAGCCAUAGACAAGGGACAAGAGCUGUGCGAGACAUUACUGAAUUACCGUCGCGAAGGUACACCAUUCCUCAACCUUCUCCUUGUUGCGCCUCUCCACGACAAUAACCUUCAAGCGCGCUACUUCAUCGGCUGCCAAGUCGAUGUGACAAAUUUGGUAGACGGCGGGCGAGGUCUCGAGUCAUUCCAACGCCUAUUGAUGCACGACAGAUUAGGCCAGAAAGAACAGUCAGAAGCUACCCCGAAAGAAUCACUCAAACACCUUAGAAUGCUCGGACGCAUGUUGAGCGAUGAAGAGCUAAGGGCAGUGCAGCAGGACGCCCGUGGCUCAGCCCCCAGCACGCGCCCGAAUUCUAGUGGUGCGAGGAAGAACCAUCAUCCCAACCACAAGUACGUUGGUCUCGACGACGACUCUGAUGAGGCUCUAUACCCACCAGCACGCUUCGGAUCCUCUGGUCGAUUGCCAGGAGUAUACAAAAACUACCUCCUCGUGCGCCCAUCCCCUUCUCUACGUAUAGUAUUCACAUCCGCUUCUCUCCGAGUCCCUGGACUCCUCCAAUCAAACUUCCUCUCACGCGUCGGCGGUCCGGCGCACGUGCGCGCCGAAGUCGCCAAAGCGUUCGACCGUGGCGUCGGCGUAACAGCCAAAAUCCAAUGGCUGCAUGGAAAGUUCGGGCCCAACAUUGUUGAGUCCAAGACGCGCUGGAUUCACUGCACGCCGCUCCUGGGCUCGGACAACAAGGUGGGCGUGUGGAUGGUCGUCAUGGUGGAGCGAGAGGACUUUACAGGGCGGAUUAAUGGCGGUAUCGAGCAUAAGCCGCAGGCGAAAUGGCGCCCGGCUGAGGAUAGCGGGAUGGAGUCAGCGCACGGAAGGGACGUGUCAAAGGCUGAGAAUUCGAGGCUCUAUGCUCAGUAUCUCAGGCAGCAGGGGCGGAAUAGUCCCUCGAUGAUGAGCGAUAGGGGUGGCGUUGGUGAAGAGCCGAGGAGGCAACAUCAAGAAAGUGCAAGGGACAGAGGGAGAGACAGGAGGGGAGAGAAGGCGGUAGGCAGAUUUUUCGGGGAUAUCAAAGUGGUUUGA
Molecule: messenger RNA, 1965 nt
Organism: Pseudovirgaria hyperparasitica
Lineage: Eukaryota; Fungi; Ascomycota; Dothideomycetes; Acrospermales; Acrospermaceae
Exons: 4
Coding region: 1-1965 (654 amino acids)
Cellular component (GO): nucleus
Source: RefSeq, a predicted model, not a curated record